Messenger RNA from Microdochium trichocladiopsis, 606 nucleotides. RefSeq lists its product as uncharacterized. Lineage: Eukaryota; Fungi; Ascomycota; Sordariomycetes; Xylariales; Microdochiaceae. The record is from RefSeq and is a predicted model, not a curated record. The transcript has a single exon. Bases 1 to 606 code for a protein of 201 amino acids.
AUGCGUGCUGCCUGUGGCUGGAAUCAGUCAGCGGCAGGUGACUUUGUGCCCGUUGUGUAUCUGCACCGUCCAUUUGCAUCUUUCCUCGUCGAGGUCGGCGCCAUUGACGAUGCUGUAUCAGGACCUUUGGCAUCCGAUGAUGGCGCCUGGAACACCACUGAGUGGUUUCCGAGCCUCAUGAAGACGUCCAACGCUCUCCAGGUGCUGCCAGGCUCUUUGGGCGGUGGCCCAAUUGACUGGAUCCUGGUUGACACCAUGGCUGCUAUGAUCCAUCAGAUUUCCCAGCAGCAUAGGGGCGGCGAGAUGUCUGAAGAGCAAGUUUUCAACUUAGCCAAUCCCAAUGGAGCACAAUGGAGCUCACUCAUCCCGAAAGUCUUGGAGGCACGGGCUCCUGGUAACAUGGUUGUGCCACUCGCGCAGUGGGUUCAGAGGCUGGCUACGGAGGUGGACGUGGAACGGUUGCCAGCACUCAAGAUCUUGGAGUUCUUCCUGGGCAUGGCGACCGAUACGCAGUUGCCAUCAUCGGACGGGCGGGUGAAGCUAGAGAUCGGGUUGGCUGCAAAGUAUAGCAAGGCGAUGACGGUCCUGGAGGCCAUAGGUUCAUGA